UCUUCCACCACGUGUCUUUUUAUGCUCGAGAAAAAUACGCAAGACAACUUCGAAAGUACUUUUCUAUCAGGUAUACCCCAUCCACUGGGGAAUCUACUGCGAAGAAGAGUAUACGGAGAGUUAGACAGUGUACUCAAAGUAGCAUUCAGGCUGAACUCCAUUUAUUUCAACCUGUGGAGGGUCGCGAGAGAGUGCAUCUGCGGCGGCGGCGGCUCGCGGUGUAGACAAAGUGGGAUGAGACGUCCUCAGCAAGACCAUCAUCACCUUCACAACAAUCACCACCAUCACCAUCAUCAUUACCAUCAUCAACAUCACCAUCAUCAUCAUCAUCAUCAUCAUCAUGGCUCUUCGACAAGUCCAACACGAUCUCGGCAAGUUCACGACAAGGACGAAUCUCGUUUAGCUAAAGUGAAACGCGUCCUGGCAGUAUCAUUGUUGGGACGGAAUGGAGGAUCUACAAGGAUAUUUGGUACGCGGCUAGAUUCAAUCGAGCCGUAUCUUGAUACCGGUGUACCUUUUGUGAUACACCGAUUAUGUAAUUAUAUCGAAACUCAUGGAUUUCAAAGCGCCGCCGUGUUCCGUCUCUCUGGUGGAAGUCCAAGGCUAGCAGAAAGAUUGAGGGCUGCCUUUGAAAGAAGAGGGGACGCUGAUUUAGAAGCAGCAGCGUGUCCUCCGACUGCGGCGACACUUCUUCGGCAGUACUUAAAAGAAUUACCACAACCUGUCGUACCAUCAACCCUUGUAGCUAAACUGUUGAUCAUUCAUGCUCAGAAUUAUGCUAAUGAUCAUGACUGUUGGAUUAAUUUAACAAAAGAAAUUCUGUCAACUCUACCAUCUUCCCAUUAUCGUUUGCUCGGUUACUUGGUUCUUUAUCUAAGCAAAUACGAAGCUAAACAUGGACGUAGUGCCGGAGUUUGCGGUGUAUUCGCCCCUGUGAUUCUACCUCAUGUUCCACCUGCUACUACGCUUCUUCGUGAUAUCUUAGUUGAAGCAUCUGCACUUUUCCCGGACUGCAUUCGUGAUAACGUGGUGAACGGCGUAAUCCCCGUAAGUGACUGUAAAAUUUGUAAGGACUCAAAGGACGAGUCAAAAGAUUUUGAAAGCGCAUCAUUGCUUUGCGCGCUGAAACCGCGUAAACGUAAAGAACGUCACGAAUCUUGUUGUCAAGAACGGAAACUGAUAAGAAGUAGCAGCGAGGAGCGUGUUCUUGAAAGUCCUGCUGAAGAUUUUAACAGCGAAAAACAUUUGCAUAUUUUAUCUCAGCUUGGACAAGACAUGGGUCAUGGUGUGAGAUGUGGAAGUCUUCCCUUACAUGAAAGAACAAACGUUUCUUCUGUAUCCAAGAAAACGCCACCGAUUUCAUCACCAUGCGAAAUAGUUUCGGAAACAGAAAAAUUUGAAUGUGAUGCUGAAAAAUUGAGAAGCAGUGAACGGUUCAGUCGAAGUAUUACCCCAAGAGGACGAAGACAAGCACGAAGAAGAAGGGUGCACAAAGUUGCAGACGCAGAGAAUUCUAGUAAGGAAAACGAAGAAGAAACCGAUAACAUUUAUAAUGUAUCAUCGAGUCCUAAUAGUCGUAAUGGAUCUCCAGCUCAAAGUUUUUUAGAAAUGUUGAGCAGUGGACCGAGCCGAUCACCAUCACCGGCUCGUCCGCCGACAGUUAGUCAUGAAGAUGUAAAUAAUCCCAGUUUAACUAAUUGGACUUUUCAACGACAAGAAAAUGUCGAAGCUGCCGAUGCGCGAGUAGAAGCUAUGCUUUCUCCACGAAAUUCUCUGUUAUUACCUAGACGUUUUUACUCUGAGAAUGAAAUGCAGCCUAAUGCGCCGAAUAUUGCAGAACUUGGUUUAAAAAAUUUAACAAAGCAUAUAAAUGGCUUGAAAAAGAAAAUAAAAAAAUAUGAAGACGAAUUUGAAGAAAAUUUUGGUUAUCGUCCAAGUCAUUCUGAUAAAAUGAGUAACAGGGAUAUCAAACGAUUAUGUACAGAAUUAAGUAAAUUACGGAAGGAACAUAAGCUAUUAAAGGAAGACCCAGUUAGCGCUUUAUUAGCUAAUUCAAAUAACAGAACAAGAAUAACUAGUGGCAGCCCAACAAAUAACAAUAACAGUCAAGAAAAGUCUAGGACAGUAUCAAUGGAAGAAAUGAUAAAAGAAAUAGAAAAGAAAUUAAGUGAAAAAAGAUUAAAAUAUAACAGAUCAGAGAAUAUGGAAGAACUAUCAUAUGAACAACUAAUAGAUGAAAAAACUGCUGUCCAAAAAGCUUUGCUUCAUAUUGAAAAUACUUUUGGAAGACCAGUUUCUAAAGAAGAUAGAACUGUCGUGCGACCUUUGUAUGAUAAAUAUAGAACUUUAAAAAGAUUACUUAUUAGAGCAGGUGUGAGCAAAAAUAAAGAUAGUAUUUCAGAAUUAGCUACUAUUUUGGAGCAUGAAGCAAUGGAUUUUACAUCGUCCAAUUUACCUAAUAAUCCAUCUGAUACAGAAAGGAGAGCUAGUGAACCUGAUAUGUCACAUAGAGGUAUUUUAGAUUGUAUAGAUUCGGUAGAUCAAUUACCAACUGAUAGUGAUAGUCAACACAGCAGUAGCGAAGGAAGUCGUAGUAAUAACGAAAGUCUUCAUGCACUCCCACAAGAAGAAUUAUUGGUGCAGCAGAAAUUAACCAGAGAAGAGAAAAAACGUCUACGACGGGCUUUGAAAGAGUUAGAAGCGCAGUUUGAAGCUCGUGCUGGCCGUAGAAUGCAAAGAGAAGAUCGUGGUCCUCAAGUUACAACUGUUUACGAAUCAUAUAAGCAAGCCAAAGCAAAGCUUCGACUGAUUGAUGCUCUUGUAGCUAAAAAUGCUUGACGCAGUAUUUAAUGGAUGCCUUGAAAAAUCUACAUACAUCCAACAACAAAAAAACUUCAAACAUUACGAAACAUCCGAAGAGUGUGCAGUGAUUAUUAUACAAUCGAAACUUGAUACAGUUAUUAAUAAUGUUAUUGUGCAAUAGAAAUGUCAACAGGAAGCAUUAAAGAAAAUGGAAGUUACUAAAAUCAGGCAGUAGUAUGUAUCAUGAUUUGAAUUUAUUCAGAAAUCAAAAUAUUUUAAGAGAAGUAUUGAG
Molecule: messenger RNA, 3094 nt
Organism: Eufriesea mexicana
Lineage: Eukaryota; Metazoa; Arthropoda; Insecta; Hymenoptera; Apidae
Product: protein FAM13B
Biological process (GO): signal transduction
Source: RefSeq, a predicted model, not a curated record